GAUGCUGGACUUCUCCACCGGCCCGCUCUUCGAUGAUGACCCAGCGGUCGCUUUCUGGGAUUUUUCUGCCGGACUAGAACCUCUGCUCUCCUCUACAGAGACUAGGACUGAGGUCUCCAGACGCCGUAUUCCUAAGAGCUAUAACGGUUGUAUAACUUGUCGACAGCGAAAGAUCAAGUGCGACGAGAGACGUCCGUUCUGUGGUAAUUGUGAGCGCACUCGGCAUUACCAAUGUCAAGGAUAUCUGCACGAUACCCACUCAGCCGCCUCACCGAGACACGGUCAGAAUGCUCCGCACAAGCGAGCGAAAACUGCCCACACAGCCGCUGUAAACUUGCAGGACUUCACCCGCAAAGGGGAACAGCGAAUUAGGCAUGCAACACACGUACCAAGCCCAGGGUCGCGGCUUGAUCAGGAGCAAUCGGAGAGUCGUGUACACAACGACGCAUCUCGCUCAAAACCGGCGGAGGCGGUACUCACGACGUCCAGCACUGUCCCGGACCAGCAUGGCGACAAUGCCGACCGCCUGCAAGCAUCCAACUCUACGGGCUACCUCGGUGAUCGACGCCUGGUCCCCGAUGACAGAGACACCGAUCUGCUGGCCUAUUUCCAGAACACGAUUUGCCCGAUCAUGCUCCCGUCGCUGGAUGCGGUCAGGAAUCCUUGGCUUCAAAUAUAUAUGCCCAUGGCAUUGCGCAGGGAGCAAACACGUGGACGGGCCGCGCUGCGACAUGCCUUGAUGUCGGUAGCGGCAUCUCAUCUGACCCAUCGUGAUGAACGAGAUCGCGCACGGUACCAGGAAAGAGCCAAGUUCCACCAAGACAAGGCCAUCAAGAUCCUCACUAGCAUGCUCUUGCAGGACAUGGCGCGUCUCAAGGAACUCGAGAAGUGUACAAUCCUGGCUGCAGCGUUGGCGUUGAUUACCACCCACAUCUGGGGCCGCGACGAACGGUCAGACUGCUACACGUUUCUCAACUUGGCGAAACGGCUUGCCCACGCCACCGGAGGCGAGUCGUUCUGGAAGUCGAGCGUGCUUUCUUGCAUCCUUUUGCAGCUUUUGCGGGCCUACGACCUUGUGGCGGCGACCGCGCAGCUCCAAGCAGAGACUGAUGCCAUAGAAGAAGAUUGGUUUGGCGCGGACAGUGCUGUCCUCUCGGCGUCUCCAACGAACAACAUUGACGAGGUCGAUCGUCCUGACGACGGUCCAAGUCUGAGCAGCGGCGAUGCAGGAUCUUGUGAUGGGCGUGAUGGAGGCCCCAGCCAGAACAUUCCCUACAUCCUGGAUACCUCGUUUGGGAUCUCUGCUCAGACGAUGACCCUGCUGCAUGAGCUGAUCCGACUUCGAUCCUCGUACGAAUCCAACAGUCAACCACCGAGCCUGGCCAACUCGGUGUUUCAAGCCACCGACGCCCUCGCCAAACGUCUCUACGCUGUUGACGUGGACGACGCUGCAUUCCGGGCCCAAACCUCCUUGAGUCCAAUCCUGACUCCGGGCGUCACCGAGUCGGCACUUUUUGACACGAGCAGCAUCAUGGGCGACGAUCAAGAGCGCCUUCCGCGGCCCGUGAUGGAGGAAGUGAUGGAAAACUACCAAUGGGCUUUCCACCAUGCUGUGGUCCUCUAUUUCCACCGGGUCGUGCCGCCGUCGUUGUUCUCGCUUGAUGCCAACGCCCACCGCAGAAUGGAGGGCGAUCAGCGGGCCGCCGGAUUGGCUUCCGCCGCAAGGGAGGAUUGCCAGGAGCUGGUCCGGAGACUGUUCGAUCGCCUGGAAAACAUCGACUGCCUGACCGCCGGGACGAAGGUGCGGCCCUCGAUCGCACUCUGGCCUGCCUUCAUUGCGGCUGCAGAGGCUGUCGACGUCGAUUCCCGACACAGAGCGCUCAUUUGGUUUGCAAAGGCCGCCAAGAGAGGGAUAGGGAAUAUCCCCCGCGCCAAAGACAUUGUCAUGGCGACCUGGAGGGCCACGGACCGACGGAUUUGGGGCCAGUCCACGCCGUUGAAAAGAGGUCUCAGUCCCGUAGACUGGAGAAUGGUCAUGAAAAAUAGCGGCACGGUCAUCAUGCUGGCGUAGAGGGCAACCCCGCAACGAUGUUUGAUGUGGCGAACGCUGUUUUCAAGUGCUCCACCAGCCCCUUGUCUAACAUAGAACUUUUAU
This is a messenger RNA of Cladophialophora immunda, 2155 nucleotides long. RefSeq lists its product as uncharacterized. The record is from RefSeq and is a predicted model, not a curated record. Gene Ontology annotation, cellular component: nucleus. Gene Ontology annotation, biological process: positive regulation of transcription by RNA polymerase II. The annotation marks the transcript as partial. The transcript is spliced from 3 exons. Lineage: Eukaryota; Fungi; Ascomycota; Eurotiomycetes; Chaetothyriales; Herpotrichiellaceae. Gene Ontology annotation, molecular function: zinc ion binding; DNA-binding transcription factor activity, RNA polymerase II-specific; transcription cis-regulatory region binding.